AUGCCGUCCAAUUCGCAAUCGCCGGGGUCCUCGGCACCAGAGGCACCCGCCACGUCUCCUGCGUCUCCUGCGCCGUCUACCACUACCGGCGCCAAUCCCAACAUCCUCACCACGGAGCUCUCGCCUCUUCUCAAGAAUGAGCCGAGCCGGACGGGGUUCGACCCUAGCAUAGGGUACUGGAUGAACAUCUUCCACUAUCUGUCAGGGUCCAUGACGCGCGAGGGCCAGUUCCACUUUCGCGAGCAUCUCUACCGCGAGAAUGAGAAGGAAGACUGCCGCCGCUGCGAGGAUUACCGCGACUGGCUGUUCGCCUCCUCACCCAUCGUUCGCUUCAUGCGCGAGAAAGUGGCGGACCUCAAUGGAGAUAUCGGCCCCUCCAACGUCUACUGCGUGAGGUGUCCUGCUCGUUUGACGACGGACGGCCAGGUCGUCAGGACAGGUGGCGGUUUCAACCCGUACUCGGGCAUCAAGAUUUGCGCCAACGAAAUCCGGGAUAGGAAGCACCUCGAAGACACAUUAACGCACGAAAUGGUCCACGCGUGGGACUUCUUGCGGUGGAAAAUGGACGGCGUUGGGAAUCUGAAGCAUGCGGCAUGUACAGAGAUUCGUGCAUCCAUGCUCAGCGGCGAGUGCAGAUGGGCUCGUGAGUUCUUCACAAGGGGCAACUGGAAGCUGACCCAGCAGUUCCAAAACUGCGUCCGCUCAAGGGCGAUUCUGUCCGUCAUGAAUAGACCCGGCUGCAGGGACGACGUGCACGCCACAAGGAUAGUCAACGAGGUAUGGGAAUCGUGCUUUGCCGACACCAGGCCCUUCGACGAGGUCUACAAAUAA
Messenger RNA from Parascedosporium putredinis, 831 nucleotides. Lineage: Eukaryota; Fungi; Ascomycota; Sordariomycetes; Microascales; Microascaceae. The record is from the annotation of a GenBank genome assembly.